GGGGGGCUGCUGCCAUUGACGAUACAGCCUUGCCUAAAAUGGGAGCGCGGCGAAGCGAUGACAAUCGAACCGUAUCAAUGUGGGAACCAGCGCUCUGGUGCUGAGGAGAACGGAGCAUCAUCACCGACCAAAACACCGCAGCCUUCAGCAUCUCGACCGAACCCGCCCCCAAAAGAAAGGAAAGAUGGCCAUUUCAAGAAGAAAACCGACUGACAGAAAAAAGGACCUGUGAGACAUCGGGUGGAAACGGUGAAGGCUGUGAGAGCUACAGUCACGCAUGCUGUCUCCCCCACCCUGCCAACUUCAGCAUGUCCACCUCUGAGGCGCCUGGUGUGAGCAGUAACUCCAGCACCGUGCCUUGGGACCCUGGUUCCUCUGGUCCUCCUGGCCCCACAGACUGGCCGUCGGUGGCCAACAGCGUGGUGAAGAUGGUGCUGAUCUCAGCCAUCGUGUGUGUGUCUCUGUUUGGUAACGUGGUGGUGUUGUUAGUGUUCCAGAGGAAGCCUCAGCUCCUCCACGUGGCCAACCGCUUCGUGCUCAACCUCCUCCUGGCAGACCUGCUCCAGACCGUGCUGGUCAUGCCCUUCGCCAUCGCUGCCACCGUGCCUGGUGUGUGGCCCCUGGAUGCCCGCUUCUGCCAGGCCCUGAUAGUGCUCAUGCACCUGUUUGCCUUCGCCGGGGUGAACACCAUCAUCGUGGUGUCGGUGGACCGUUAUCUGGCCAUCAUCCACCCACUGUCCUACCCCACCCGCAUGACCCCUCAUCUGGGGACCAACCUCAUUGCCUGCACCUGGGUGUUGAGUCUGCUCCAGAGCACGCCGCCCCUCUACGGCUGGGGGGCCAUAGACUUUGACCGCAGGCAUAACGUGUGUUCUGUGGUGUGGUCCUCCAGCCUGUCCUACUCAGUCAUGGUUGCCACCUGCUCCUUCUGGCUGCCGGUGCUCAUCAUGCUGGGCUGUUACUGGAUGGUAUUCAGGGCAGCUAGGAGGCAGAACGCUCUUGUGCACCCCAUCCAGACCCAGUCUAAGUCCCAGCCCAACCUGCCUCCGGAUCCCCAGGGCCCCUGCCCCGGCAGCCCCCAGCGCCCACCCCAACAGGCACCCCCACCCCUGGACUCCUUCUCAGCCGGGGGGUACCCCAUCCGGGGCAGGCACAGACGUUUCCACUACCACUUCAAGGCAGCCUGGGUGGUGUUCGUCAUCAUGGCCUCGUACAUCCUGAGCAUGGGACCUUACAGUGUUCUCAACACGGUCUCCAUUCGCUCCAGUGCUGCUGUGCCUCCAUGGCUGGCCUCCCUAGCCCUGGUGCUCUUCUUCUUGCAGUGCUGCCUCCACCCCUACAUCUACGGCUACAUGCACCGCAGUGUGAGGAAGGAGUUCCUGGCCCUUCUGUGUGGUCCGCUCUGCAGGCAGGGCCGUCCCUGCCACAACUCCGCCCAGGACAGCUGCUUCACCGUGACCGACGGACGCUCCACGCACCCCAACCUGCCCAGUCUGGCCACACGUGUCUGCCCCCUCCGCACCUGGGAGGAGGGCACCACCACAGAGGCUACCUCCUCCUCCCCCACCAUGGAUAGGAGGUCCAGGGACACCCGCAAAGAGACCACCAGCCUGAGCUCUGAGAGAGAGCUGACUGUCCACACCACUACCAAGUAGAACAGUCUACAGAGAAACAGCCUGGGAGAUGGGUUGACUUGCUGUUUUCACCUCCAAUGAAGACAUCAUGGUUAUUCAGCAUGGUUAAAUUUGAGCAGAUCUGCCUUCUAGUCUACAGGGUUAUCCAUUCUGACAUUGUCUGUUUGUGCUGAUUCGGGGUUGUUGUAUUUUUGAUGGCUAGAUUGACCUAGUAAUGGUUACUUGUCAUAGACAUGGUUCCAGGAAAAUAAUUGCAACCUGAGUUGCAGUAUUUUCCUUGAAAAGCCAUUGUUAGUUCUCCUAUUGUUAGGUCAUGGUUGACGCGGCAUUGAAAAACGCGUACCUACUGUUAUGUCUACGAGAGCACUAGACAGGGUCACCAAAGUGUAUUUAUUGCUCAUUUUGUGCAUUCAAACGUAUGUUUUUAUAUAACAUUAGCCAUUGAGAAAUAUAAAGGGAAGGGGGAGUGUUUCUACAGGGAAUCUGUCAAAUUGCCACGAAAUAGAUCACAUUUCAUAUUAACUUGAAAUAACAUGCCACAACUGUUUAUUUAUUUUUUAUUUUACCUUUAUUUAACUAGGCAAGUCAGUUAAGAACAAAUUCUUAUUUUCAAUGACGGCCUAGGAACAGUGGGUUAACUGCCUGUUCAGGGGCAGAACAACAGAUUUGUACCUUGUCAGCUCGGGGAUUUGAACUUGCAACCUUUCGGUUACUAGUCCAACGCUCUAACCACUAGGCUACCCUGCCGCCCCCAAAUGUAUUUGAUUUGAGUGUUGCAAAUGUUGCUACAGGACACAAUUUCCCCUUGGUGACAGCUUCUGUUUAUCUUCUGUGGAGAGCAUGAUUAGAAUGUAUUAACCAUUACCACUCACCCUGCCCAUAGUGUAUAACACGUGAUGUCAAGGAAGAGAUGGCUGAGUGGGAUCAACAUGACCACUGAUUCAUUAGUCUAGAUCACUACUUUAGCACCAGAAUCUUGCUGCCUUUCCCAAACAGCAUCUCAUCUAACUAAUAUCCCCCAUGUAUCUCUGCCCCAUGAUUCAGUCAGUCUAAGCAGCCUGCCAGUGCAGCCAAUUAAUUCAGGGUGUUAUGGGGACUGUGGAGUGCCCAUGCCUGUCCGUAACGCCUAUUGAGCGGCUGAACCGUCUGGUUCCCUUUCAAAGCACCUCGUCAGUGAGCUGUGCAGUGUCUCAUUGACUGUUCCCUUCCACUACCAAGUGGAUGGCUCUACCAAGCCUUCUGAAAGCUACACUGUUCAUGUUUGCCUUAGCCAGUUUGGCCCUCUCAUCUCUGAGUUUCAAAAGGAGGCUGAGAGCUCUCACAAGCCCCGUUACCUGAACGUGGAAAUGCUUCUUGGUAGGGCUCCACGGACCACAUCCGCUCACUUAGCCGCUUCUGUAAAGCGUAGAUAGUAUUAGUAUACCAUACAAGUAUUGGUGUUACUUUAUCUUUGCACUUUAUCAGAGGAUAGGGCAUGGAGGUCAGACUAUUAGUCGAUAUGAAACAGGUUACAGAGUACUGUAAACCCAGUACUAUAGCUAGAUUCAUGUUUAGACCUCUGAAAAGACUGAUGUUCUCAAACUUUCAAUAUAGUAAGUGUACAUACAGUGCAUUGGGAAAGUAUUCAGACCCCUUGACUUUUUCCACAUUUUGUUUCCUUACAGCCUUAUUCUGAAAAGGAUUAAAUGUUUUUCCCUCAAUCUACACACAAUGUCCAAAAAUGACAAAGCAAAAACAGGUUAUUAUUUACAUAACUAUUCAGACCCUUUGCUAUGAGACUCGAAAUUGAGCUAUGGUGCAUCCUGUUUCCAUUGAUCAUCCUUGAGAUGUUUCUACAACUUGUUUGGAGUCCACCUGUGAUAAAUUCAAUUGAUUGGACAUGAUUUAGAAAAGGUACACAUCUGUCUAUAUAAGGUCCCACAGUUGACAGUGCCUGUCAGAGCAAAAACCAAGCCAUGAAGUCGAAGGAAUUGUCCAUAGAGCUCCGAGACAGCAUUGUGUCGAGGCACAGAUCUGGGGAAGGGUACCAAAAACAUGUCUGCAGCAUUGAAGGUCCCCAAGAACACAGUGGCCUCCAUCAUUCUUAAAUGGAAGAAGUUUGGAACCACCAAGACUCUUCUUAGAGCUGGCCACCCGGCCAAACUGAGCAAUCAGGGGAGAAGGGCCUUGGCCAGGGAGGUGACCAAGAACCCAAUGGUCACUCUGACAGAGCUCCAGAGUUCCUCUGUGGAGAUGGGAGAACGUUCCAGAAGGACAACCAUCUCUGCGGCACUCCACCAAUCAGGGCUUUAUGGUAGAGUGGCCAGACGGAAGCCACUCCUCAGUAAAAAGGCACAUGACAGCCCACUUGGAGUUUGCCAAAAGGCACCUAAAGACUCUCAGACCAAGAGAAACAAGAUUCUCUGGCCUGAUGAAACCAAAAUUGAACUAUUUUGCUUGAAUGCCAAGAGCCACGUCUGGAGGAAACCUGCCACCAUCCCUACGGUGAAGCACGGUUUUUCAGCAGCAUGGACUGGGAGACUAGUCAGGAUCAAGGGAAAGAUGAACAGAUCAACGUACAGAGAGAUCCUUGAUGAAAUUCUGCUCCAGAGCGCUCAGGACCUCAGACUGGGACGAAGGUUCACCUUCCAACAGGACAAUGACCCUAAGCACACAGCCAAGACAACGCAGGAGUAGCUUCGGGACAAGUCUCUGAAUGUCCUUGAGUGGCCCAGCCAGACCCCGGACUUGAACCCGAUCAAACGUCUCUGGAGAGACCUGAAAAUAGCUGUACAGCGACAUUCCCCAUCCAACCUGACAGAGCUUGAGAGGAUCUGCUGAGAAAAAUGGGAGAAACUCCCCAAAUACAGGUGUGCCAAGCUUGUAGCGUCAUACCCAAGACUCAAGGCUGUAAUCGCUGCCAAAGCUGCUUCAACAAAGUAAAGGCUGUGAUUACUUGUGUAAAUGUGAUAAGUUUAUGUUUUAUACAUUUCCAAAAAAUUCUAAAAACCUGUUUUUCCUUUCUCAUUAUGGGGUAUUGUGUGUAGAUUGCUGAGAAAAAAAAACAAUUUAAAUACAUUUUAGAAGAAGGCUGUAACGUAACAAAAUGUGGAAAAGGUCAAGGGGCCUGAAUCCUUUCCGGAUGCUCUGUAAAUACAAAUGUGCACAUACUGAUUCGGAAAUGUAUUCCUCAAAGCCAUGGAAUGAAUGUUGUCAGACCCAAAAAUAAUUAUUGGCACCCUUGAUAAAGGGCCGCCUGGAGUUUGAUAAACGACAUUGGCACUUGGAUUGGAACCGUUGCUUUGCCCAGAUGACAUGAAAAUAGAGCUCUGGUUCUGGUGGGUUUGAUGUUGAAAAACAAAAGUAUAUGCAGAAAAGUAGCUCAUACCUUGGGUAAAAUAUGGUGGUGGAUCUUAGAUGUUAUGGCGCUAUUUUGCUUCCACUGGUCCUGCGGCCCUUAAGGUUAACGGCAUCAUGAACUUGACCAAGUACCAGGACACUUGACUGCAAGUGGAUCUUCCAGCAAAACAAUAACCCCAAUCAGGAAUCAAAAUCUACAAAUAAAAUGGUUAACUGACCACAAAAAUCAACAUUUUGCAAUGGCCAUCUCAGUACCCGUACUUGAACCCCAUUGAAAACCUGUGGUUUGAAUUGAAUAGGACAGUCCAUAAGAGCAGAUGUAAGGAUAUGGAGGAUCUGGAAAGAUUCUGUAUGGAAGAAUGGUCUAAGAUCCCUCCCAACGUGUCCUUCAAUCUCAUAGAACAUUUGAGAAAAAAGUAUGUUAUUAUCCCCGCAAGGGGAGGGUGCUGACUUAUUGAAAACAGGAGUUCCAAUCAUUUUGGUAAUUGUAUUAGUAUAAAAUAAUUUCCCAAUUGUUUUAGCAUACAAUAUGUAUUAAUGUAUUACUUAUUUCAUAUUCUUCCCCCCCCCUCCCCCUUUAUCAAGGGUGCAAGUAAUUAUGGACCUGACUGUACAUGUAGAAAGAGCCGCUUCUGCCCCUGGUCUUAAUGAACCAAUACUAGUUUUUUUAAAAGUUUUUUUUAAGUACUUCAAGUGUAAGUGUUCAAUCUAAAGCAAGUACAUCUGAGACCUCAUCACAGAAUUGUUGGCUAACAAACAAACAUGGUGCCGAUAUAGUAGUUUCAGCAGUGGUUCAUCUCUGAGUGGAAGUCCGUCAGUAAGCGUGAUCUGUAUGCAUGUUGUUGAGAGCCUGAAGUGUGUUAAGUAUGAGUGAUAUAGACUUGAGUGCUGAGAAUCUCAAUUUUCAGCCAUUUUGUUUAAAAGGUAAUUGACCUGGAGUGCUAGUUGACAAUCAAACAUCAAAAGGAUGGCAAUCAUCACCAACACCAUUGUAAAGUAUUGUGUGAUAUGUUUCCCGUUGAACAUGUAAAAUAGUGACACUAAAGUAAAUAACAGAAUGUUUUAUAUGCAGUACUUCUUUAAAAACUAGACAUUUGUGAAGAUUUCUAUAUAUUUUUCCCCCUAAACAUGGUCUGAGGAUGCUUGUGUACAGUUCAUUUAUAAAAAUUAAUCAAGCGUGAGUUUAAACAACGCUGAUCAGAACUCCUUCCAUGGAGCGGCAGUGAGAUUGAUGCUUUGCCUUUAAAAAUAAAGGAGCAAUCCAAGAUUUGAAAAACAAAAGCGGUCACACCGCCACUUAUUUUGGUAAACAGCUGGACAUUAUUCUUCAAUAAAUCAGCUGUAUAUGAUUGAACAAAAUUAUUAAACAAAAUAAAUAAAAUGGAUGUACCAAUCCCGGUUUGCCCCUUUAAAAAGGUGGGAAAAAUUUCCAUCUGAGAGAAUAGAGAUUUUACGCAUCUAGUUACAGUAAGUUACCGAAUAAGAAAUAAACAUCUAAAUGUGGUAUACUGUAUCGUCAUCAUCCACCAAGUUGUAUUCUCCUGUGCUGUGUGAGACAUUACAACCCCCCCCCCCCCAAAGAAAAACAUAAUGAGUCAUAAGCUUUGGCUUACAUUUCCACUGUUAUAGCAAAUCCAUUUACGAUAGAUGUGUUUAACUACAUAUUCUUAUUUUCAUAUCAACCAAAAUAUAGCCAUAAAAAUAACAAACAGAUUUCUUCAUGGCAGAGUCAGUUGUAGAUAUUUAUACAGUAUCUAUUACUGUAAACUGAUAGUACAGGUCAUUAAAUGGUUAGGAUUCUACAGCCCGUCUCCACCUCACCAAACAAAUAUAAAAACAACCAAAACAUAAACAAAAAAUAAAUGUUGUAAAGGACAGAUCCAUAUAGGUGACAUUCUUUACGUAUCAACACAUAUCUUCUGAAUACAGCAGAGUUGGUGAAAAAUAAAAAUAUAAGUUUAGGUUUCUGAGAAUAGAAAAGCAAAAUAAAGUACUUAUUUUUUUUAACGUUAGAAAUGGGGGGGGGAUCAUUUUGGAGCAUCCUUCAACACCCUCCCCUAACCAGUCACACGCUAACUUAGAUCUUUGGAACUCACCUCGUAGAUCAAGGUGCAAAUCAAAUCAAAAUGUCAAUUAAUCUUAGACGGUAAAAGCCAAAAAUAAUUACGACCUCAACAUAUCAACUUUGAGGGCUUCACCUUUCUAGAUCUUCUGAGACACGUGAUGUUUUCAAGUCAUUCAAAGGGCUUCCUUUCCUCAAAGCGGUCACUGUGAAAGCGCUGCACUGGGAGAGCAGGGAGUCCGGAUCUCAUUCCAUUAGUCCACCUUCACCACACUGUAGAUUUUAUUUACAAACCAGAAGCAGGCAAAGAAUCCAAUGGUGCCUGAGGAGGAAGAUAGGGGGGAGACUCUUAGACACAGUACUGCUGUAUACAAAAUAAACACUGUACAUUACACACUCAGUAUAAUACAGUGACUUCAGAAAGUAUUCAUACCAUUUGACUUAUUUCACAUUUUGUUGUGUUACAGCCUGAAUUACACAUGGAUUAAAUAACACACAGUCAAAAUUUGACACACAUACUCAUUCAAGGGUUUUUAUUUGUACUAUUUUCAACAAUGUAGAAUAAUAGUGAAGACAUCAAAACUAUGAAAUAAAAAAGUGUUAAACAAAUCAGAAUCAAUUUUAGAGUCUUCAAAAUAGCCACCCUUUGCCUUGACAGCUUUGCACACUUGGCAUUCUCUCAACCAGCUUCAUGAGGUAGUCACCUGGAACACAUUUCAAUUAACAGGUGUGCCUUGUUAAAAGUUAAUUUGUGGAAUUUCUUUCCUUCUUAAUGCGUUUGAGACAAUCAGUUGUGACAAGGUAGGGGUGGUAUAGAGAAGAUAUAGCUAUUUGGUGAAAGACCAAGUCCAUAUUAUGGCAAGAACAGCUUAAAUAAGAAAAGAAAAAUGACAGCCCAUCAUUAUUUUUAGACAUGAAGGUCAGUCAAUAGACAAUUUCAAGAGCUUUGAAAGUUCCUUCAAGUGCAGUUGCAAAAACCUUCAAGUGCUAUGAUGAAACUGGUUCUCAUGAGGACCACCACAGGAAAGGAAGACCCAGAGUUACCUCUGUUGCAGAGGAUAAGUUCAUUAGAGUUACCCGUCUUAGAAAUAGAAGCCCAAAUAAAUGCUUCACAGAGUUCAAGUAACAGACAUCUCAACAUCGACUGUUGACACUGCGUGAAUCAGAUAUUCAUGGUCAAAUUAAUGCAAAGAAACCACUAUUAAAGGACAUCAAUAAGAAGAAGACUUGCUUGGGCCAAGAAACAUGAGAAAUGUUAGAGCGGUGGAAAUCUGUCCUUUGGUCUGAUGAGUCCAAAUUUGAGAUUUUUGUCUUUGUUAGACGCAGAAUAGGUGAACGGAUGAACUCCGCAAGUGUGGUUCCCACCGUGAAACAUGUAGAAGGUGUGAUGGUGCUUUGCUGGUGACACGGUCAGUUAUUUAUUUAGAAUUCAAGGCACAUUUAACCAGCAUGGCUACCACAGCAUUCUGCAGCGAUACGCCAUCCCAUCUGGUUUGCGCUUAGUGGGAUUAUCAUUUGGUUUUCAACAGGACAAUGACCCAACACAUCUCCAGGUCUAUUUGACCAAGAAGGAGAGUGAUGGAGUGAUGCAUCAGAUGACCUGGCCUCCAAAAUCACCCGACUUUAACUCAAUUGAGAUGGUUUGGGAUGAGUUGGACCGCAGAGUGAAGGAAAAGCAGCCAACAAGUGCUCAGCAUAUGUGGGAACUCCUUCAAGACUGUUGGAAAAGCAUUCCAGGUGAAGCUGGUUGAGAGAACGCCAAGUGUGUGCAAAGCUGUCACCAAGGCAAAGGGUGGCUACUUUGAUUUGUUUAAUACUUGUUUGGUUACUACAUGAUUCCAUAUGUGGUAUUUCAUAGUAGAAUAAUAGUGAAGGCAUCAAAACUAUGUAGAAAACAGUAUAAAAAAAUAAAAACUUUAAUGACACAAAUAUUAAUUUUCACAAUGUCUGCUGCCUCUGUUUGUAUGAUGGCAAUUUGCAUAUACUCCAGAAUGUUAUGAAAAGUGAUCAGAUGAAAUGCAAUUAAUUGCAAAGUCCCUCUUUGCCAUGCAAAUGAACUGAAUCCCGAAAAAACAUUUCCACUGCAUUUCAACCCUUCCACAAAAGGACCAGCUGACAUGUCAGUGAUUCUCUCGUUAACACAGGUGUGAGUGUUGACGAGGACAAGGCUGGAGAUCACUCGGUCAUGCUGAUUGAGUUCGAAUAACAGACUUCAAAAGGAGGGUGGUGCUUGGAAUCAUUGUUCUUCCUCUGUCUACUAUGGUUACCUGCAAGGAAACACGUGCCUACAUCAUUGCUUUGCACAAAAAAGGGCUUCACAGGCAAGGAUAUUGCCGCCAGUAAGAUUGCACCUAAAUCAACCAUUUAUCGGAUCAUCAAGAACUUCAAGGAGAGCGGUUCAAUUGUUGUGAAGAAGGCUUCAGGGAGCCCAAGAAAGUCCAGCAAGCGACCGUCUCCUAAAGUUGAUUUAGCUGCGAGAUCGGGGCACCACCAGUACAGAGCUUGCUCAGGAAUGGCAGCAGGCAGGUGUGAGUGCAUCUGCAUGCACAGUGAGGCGAAGACUUUUGGAGGAAGGCCUGGUGUCAAGAAGGGCAGCAAAGAAGCCACUUCUCUCCAGGAAAAACAUCAGGGACAGACUGAUAUUCUGCAAAAGGUACAGGGUUUGGACUGCAGAGGACUGGGGUAAAGUCAUUUUCUCUGAUGAAUCCCCUUUCCAAUUGUUUGGGGCAUCCGGAAAAAAGCUUGUCAGGAGAAGACAAGGUGAGCGCUACCAUCAGUCCUGUGUCAUGCCAACAGUAAAACAUCCUGAGACCAUUCAUGUGUGGGGUUGCUUCUCAGCCAAGGGAGUGGGCUCACUCACAAUUUUGCCUAAGAACACAGCCAUUAAUAAAGAAUGGUACCAACACAUCCUCUGAGAGCAUCUUCUCCCAACCAUCCAGGAACAGUUUGUUGACGAACAAUGCCUUUUCCAGCAUGAUGGAGCACCUUUCCAUAAGUCAAAAGUGAUAACUAAGUGGCUCGGGAACAAAACAUCGAUAUUUUGGGUCCAUGGCCAGGAAACUACCCAGACCUUAAGUUCCCCCAUUGAGAACUUGUGGUCAAUCCUCAAGAGGCAGGUGGACAAACAAAACCCCACAAAUUCUGACAAACUCCAAGCAUUGAUUAUGUAAGAAUGGGCUGCCAUCAGUCAGGAUGUGGCCCAGAAGGUAAUUGACAGCAUGCCAGGGCGGAUUGCAGAGGUCUUGAAAAAGAAGGGUCAACACUGCAAAUAUAGACUCUUUGCAUCAACUUCAUGUAAUUGUCACUAAAAGCCUUUGACACUUAUGAAAUGCUUGUAAUUAUACUUCAGUAUUCCAUAGUAACAUCUGACAAAAAUAUCUAAAAAGACACCGAAGCAGCAAACGUUGUGGAAAUUAAUAUGUGUCAUUCUCAAAACUU
Salvelinus fontinalis (brook trout) is the source of this 10473-nucleotide messenger RNA. RefSeq names its product probable G-protein coupled receptor 101. Bases 309 to 1655 code for a protein of 448 amino acids. Gene Ontology annotation, cellular component: membrane. Gene Ontology annotation, molecular function: G protein-coupled receptor activity. Gene Ontology annotation, biological process: G protein-coupled receptor signaling pathway. NCBI's taxonomy places the organism in Eukaryota, Metazoa, Chordata, Actinopteri, Salmoniformes, Salmonidae. The transcript has 2 exons. The record is from RefSeq and is a predicted model, not a curated record.